UGCGUUGACCCUGGUGGCCCAUUUAUUUUUUAUUGUUGUUGUGAUUUGUGGCGGUUAUUUUGUUGUUGAAUUUAUUAAUUUCCACUUAUAAAACUCUUGCUUUUAAACUUAUUAAACUAUCAGAAGGGACAAUUUUAUGUAUAAAAUAGUUUAAAUGUAUUUAUGACUGCGUUAAUCGUAUAAAUAGCGUUAUUUCUGAACAUAACCUACACGAAGUUAUUGAUGCCGUUUUAAAAGGCCAAUAUAUUAUUUCAUACUUAUAUUUUAAUACAGAAUGGGUGUCACUGUUUUGCAACAGUAUCCAGUACCAGAGAACAAGACUGGUACCUAUGUGAUUGAUUUGCUCACGAAGCGGCUGCUAGCGCUGGGGGCAACUCAACAGGGACAGUUCCUAGUCGACUGUGAAAGUUAUCUAUCGCUCCCUCAAAUGGGUCCAACAAAAACAGUGCACGUUCUACACAAUUCUGAACAGCCAGCAUCUGUAUUCUCAAUACUAGAGAGUGGUUCAAAGAACAUCCAUGUGGUCGCAGACAGCCUGUUUGACCUGCUCAUGAUGAAGUUGAGCAACAUCUACACAUCUAAGAAACAGACUAAGAUGGAGAGUAAGGGCACCAGGUUUGAGCUGGGUGACUUCUGCGUUAAACUUGGCUCUGUUACUAUGAACCAGAGCUUCAAGGGGGUACUUGUGGAGGUAGAAUAUCGGCCCUGCGUAAUGGCGAACGCAGUAUGGGGUCUCCUGCGCGAGUUCCUGCAGGGUCUGCUGGGCCCCUCUGUGCCCGUCCAGCCCCCUCAGCACUUCCUCAGCAGAAUGAACGAGAUCUACACCCCCAUAGAUACUAUAUACCAGUAUCUAGAACACUUCAGUGCUUACAGGAAAAUCACAGGGAUGCGAAGUGCAGUUUAAGUGCAGUGUUUUGUUGACACAUUGGUACUGAUUCUGAUUGCAAAGAGUAUUUGCAUCUUUUUUUUUAACAAUAUUAUUAGGAUUUUAUAGAUGACUAAUAUUAACCUU
Messenger RNA from Maniola jurtina (meadow brown), 1012 nucleotides. RefSeq names its product mediator of RNA polymerase II transcription subunit 20 (gene MED20). Bases 275 to 904 code for a protein of 209 amino acids. Gene Ontology annotation, molecular function: transcription coactivator activity. Lineage: Eukaryota; Metazoa; Arthropoda; Insecta; Lepidoptera; Nymphalidae. The record is from RefSeq and is a predicted model, not a curated record. Gene Ontology annotation, cellular component: mediator complex. The transcript has 4 exons. Gene Ontology annotation, biological process: regulation of transcription by RNA polymerase II.